AGCAUCAGGGACGCAAUAAGAAGAGUGAGACUCUGCUAAGCCAGGUGGGAGAGAACCAGAGGGACAGCGGUUCUGACGCCUUGGCCACCUGCGCAGCAUCAGGGUGUCACAGCCAUGAAACCGUCCAUCUCUGCCGGCCCUCCGUCUGGACUCCUGCUGGUCCUGAUCUGUUGUCCCCUACUGGGCUUCGUUCAGGCUGCCAGCGGCAGCAAGGCUGGUGAUAAGGGGCACCAGCAGCUGGUUGACACUGACCCAGAGCGCUGCAUGAGGCACCACUUCGUAGAGACCAUCACUCAUCCUGUUUACAAAUGCAACACUAAGAUGGUGCUGCUGGCGCGCUGCGAGGGCCACUGCAGCCACACCACCCGCUCAGACCCCCUCAUCUCCUUCAGCUCGGUCCUUAAGCAGCCCUUCAAGAGCUUCUGCUCCUGCUGCAGACCUCAUACCUCCAAGCUGAAGGCGGUGAGGCUGCGCUGCGCCGGCGGGACUCGCAUUACGGCCACCUACAGAUACAUCCUGGCCUGUAACUGUGAGGAGUGCAGCUGAGGAGGCUUCCUUCCAGGACCCCAACACCCUCAAGCUGCAGCGUUUUUCUUGGCCUCAGACUUCAUUUUAAAAACUGUUCAGAGAAAUGUGAGGAUUUUUGGAUGAAGGGUUUGCUGGACGUUAACGUUUCAGAGGAAUCAGAUCCCGCCCCCCCUCACAUGCUCCUUAUGACUGACCUGCAGCCCAGGGACACAUGUACAACAUACCUUACCUUCUCCAUUAUACGUGCUUUCAAUCAUGGUGAACCAAGCAAGGCAUAUUUCGUCACUUUGCAAAGCCAAACACCACAAACCGCUGAUCCCGGGGGCCGAGUUGAGCCCCCGCUCACCCGAGAGACACGCUCCGCUCAUUACAGGCCUCAGUAAUCCAUCACACACACGCCUGCAAACCGCAGCGUGGCGCUUAGCAGGCUCUCUGACGGCUAGAUGAACCCUUCACAUGCAACUGACAACAAAACAACAUGCCUCGUUAAAAUGCAGCAUGGGAAAGAAUGAGGCCCCCACACGAACGGGGGGGGGGUCCGCAUGAGCCUAGGUGUGGGUCCCGGAUCCAGGCAGGAACAUCUGUGCAGCUUCUCACCCAGUCAGUCUGCCCCCCCUCCCUGCAGAACUUCAUCUACCUGUGUAAACAGGGGGGGGGGGGGGUGACCUUCAUGUUCAGAGUGCCUUUUAGAAGAACCUUUUCCCCUUUUCCACAUUUUGUUAUUUAUUGAGAUUUGAUUUCAUAGACCAACAGAAAGAAGUGAAUAAACAGUUCAUGCAUGGAGGGAGCAGUGGGGGCUUCAAGCUGCCUCCUUCAGCACAGGAAGGUCUGAAGGGGAGGAUCCAGUGAUGGCGUCCAUGUUCCUCUGACCUCAUGGUGAUAGGAAGCUCUUAGGGAUACGUUUCAGGACCAAUAGGGCAGAGGGACAGGUCCUCCCCGCCAUCGCCACUGACCUCAUAGAUCAGGAAAGCUUCCUCUGUGGAGAUCAGUCAGGUUAGAAGGGGGCCAUAUCUGAAGGACUUUGACUAGGCCGUCAGUACCAUGGCGACCGGAUGUCUGGAUGUUGAGAUAAACAUGAUGGAGCACAGCAGGAGUCUGCAGGUGAAGGUCAGGCUCAGAUCUUCUCAUCUGAUGACAGGAACCAUCAUAGUUCAGGUUAGAAACGUGGAAGUAGAUCCGCUGCCGAUCAGCUGUUCGCUGCAGGUUCUGACUCCUGAAAAGGGUUCAGUGUAAAAACGAGAGGUCUCACUUUGACAUUAAUGCUUGUGUUCACAGUUUAAUUCAGUAAUGUUGGUCAGAAUAGCCAGAAUUAUUAUUCCUGAUAAAAUCAUUUCAUUAAAACUAAAAGAAAAGUAAAACUAAGGCUGAACGUAGCUUUUGUUUCAAAGCUCCUCACUAAAUGUAAACUCAUCACCGCCCACCUCUGCAUCCACCUCCCUCCAACGUCUACAGUCUUUCCUGCAUCUGCUGAACCGAACCGUCCACACAGCAUGAUGGGGCCACCACCAUGUGAUGCUCUUUGCUCUCCUGACCUUUGAACCCUUCACAGAAGAACUGCCUUCAUCACCGGAGGAAGAACUGCAGCAUCCAGUCAGGUUUCCUCUGGAUUCAUGGACUGCUGCUGGAUUUACUUCAGGGUAUCAGAGUAGAGAGAAUCGUACCACAGCCUGCUUCCUGUCGUUUCCCCCGAAAAUCCCACUGAAAUAAACUCAGCAUUGAAAUAUGAUUAAAUGUGGAAGUGGUAUGAAAACCCGUCCAUUGCUGCUGCCGGUGCAAUGUUGCUCCACGUUGCCGGCGGCGAUGUUGCUCCACGCUGCAGGUGGCGUUGUUGCUCCAUGUUGCCGGUGGCGUUGUUGCUCCACGUUGCCGGUAUCGUUGUUGCUCCACGCUGCUACAGUAACUGUGCAGAUGUCUGUGAUUCCUGUUCGAUGACCAACCCUUAAACUCCUGCUAGUUGCCAUCCGUCUGUACGUUGCUCCAUCAGAGCCUCUGGUCAGUGUUUCCAUGUCAGUGUUGAAACUGUGGUUUUUGUAUAAAUAAAACUCUUAAACCACAA
Molecule: messenger RNA, 2584 nt
Organism: Cyprinodon tularosa
Lineage: Eukaryota; Metazoa; Chordata; Actinopteri; Cyprinodontiformes; Cyprinodontidae
Product: norrin cystine knot growth factor NDP
Exons: 2
Coding region: 115-546 (143 amino acids)
Biological process (GO): Wnt signaling pathway
Source: RefSeq, a predicted model, not a curated record